This is a messenger RNA of Drosophila busckii, 5194 nucleotides long. It is a transcript of the gene Hcf, whose product is annotated as host cell factor. The transcript has 13 exons. The record is from RefSeq and is a predicted model, not a curated record. Gene Ontology annotation, molecular function: transcription coactivator activity; protein binding. Gene Ontology annotation, biological process: chromatin remodeling; regulation of DNA-templated transcription. Lineage: Eukaryota; Metazoa; Arthropoda; Insecta; Diptera; Drosophilidae. Gene Ontology annotation, cellular component: histone methyltransferase complex. Bases 575 to 5122 code for a protein of 1515 amino acids.
AAAAUUUUUAUUUUAUUUUAUGCCAAAAAAAUAAAAUCGACUUUGGGACCAUAGUGCACUGUGACGAAUCCGACUACAAAUUUUUAGCUGAACGAAUCAGCAGUAAGUUCGGUGGCAUCCUUUCGAUCAAAUAAAUUUUGCAAAAGAAUACUAUCGAUGGCAGCUCGACAGCUAUCGAUAGUGCAAGGACUUCCAUCUCUAGUAACAGCUCGAGUUUCGUGAAAAAGCGAUAUUGUGAUUAUCGAUAGUGUCUCGAUGUUUUUGCAUCACUUAUUGUUGCAUCCCUAAAGUACGUUCUCCAUUUUUUCUUCGCCUUUUUUCUGCAUAUUGUGUGUUAGAGUUGGCACAGAAAUAUUGAAGUAAAUAUAUUGAAAUUUAUUAUAUUCGCCCGGAUAGAUUUAUUGACAAAAAAAGACUCGCAGUAGGAAAAAAUGCAUUUCUGCUUUAACUUGGCGAAACUUCGCUAGUUAAUUGUAAACGUAGGAAACUGUGUGAGUGUGCGGAAUUAUAACGGUAGCAGAAAGAAGUGCAAAUUUAUAAAUUACAAUAAAGAAAGACAAAAUAGACGUUUAAUAUGGAGUGUCUAGAGCCCGCUCGAUUAAAAAGCUCAUCUGUAGUUGACGAAUUGAAUUCCGAGCAGAUUUUACAGGAUGACCAGGAACGAUUUGAUAUGGAGCAGAAUCAAUGUCAAGUAAAUGCUUUGGAGCAAAUGUCAGACAACACUUCCAAUCCGACGGGAUUUCGAUGGAAGCGUGUCCUCAACCCUACCGGCCCUCAGCCUCGACCGCGUCACGGUCACCGUGCCAUAAAUAUUAAAGAACUUAUGGUUGUGUUUGGUGGUGGCAACGAAGGAAUCGUAGAUGAGUUGCAUGUUUACAAUACCGUUACUAAUCAAUGGUAUGUACCGGUGCUAAAGGGUGAUGUCCCAAAUGGCUGUGCGGCCUAUGGAUUUGUAGUGGAAGGAACCCGAAUGUUUGUAUUUGGCGGAAUGAUUGAGUAUGGAAAGUACUCAAAUGAUCUCUAUGAGCUGCAGGCAACCAAGUGGGAGUGGCGAAAAAUGUAUCCAGAAUCACCAGAUAAUGGCUUAUCGCCAUGUCCACGUUUGGGGCACAGUUUCACAAUGGUGGGGGAAAAAAUCUUUCUUUUUGGCGGACUAGCGAAUGAAUCUGAUGAUCCAAAAAAUAACAUACCAAAAUACCUAAAUGACUUGUACAUACUGGACACUCGUGGAGUUCACAGUCAUAAUGGUAAAUGGAUAAUACCCAAAACAUUUGGUGACAGUCCACCUCCUCGUGAGUCUCACACCGCAAUCUCGUUUACCAGUAAAGAUACUGGUAAACUAAACCUGCUUGUCUAUGGUGGGAUGAGUGGCAGUCGUUUAGGGGAUCUCUGGCUACUAGAUACAGAAUCAAUGUCUUGGGAAAAGCCACGAACCAGAGGACAAUUGCCACUUCCACGUUCAUUACACAGCGCUACAAUGAUUGCCAACAAAAUGUAUGUGUUUGGCGGCUGGGUGCCACUGGUAAUAAACGGUUCAAAGCCGACGACGGAGCGAGAGUGGAAAUGCACAAACACCUUAGCCGUUCUCGAUUUAGAAAAGAUGACAUGGGAAAAUAUCACUUUGGACACAAUAGAGGAAAAUGUUCCAAGAGCGCGAGCUGGCCACUGCGCUGUUGGUAUACAAAGUCGUUUAUAUGUUUGGUCAGGCCGUGACGGUUACCGUAAAGCUUGGAACAACCAGGUUAGGGUUUGCUGUAAAGACUUGUGGUAUCUGGAAGUGACCAAACCACUUUAUGCCGUUAAAGUGGCUUUGGUGCGCGCGUCAACACAUGCUUUAGAGCUUUCGUGGACGGCAACUACUUUUGCCGCAGCAUAUGUACUCCAAAUUCAAAAAAUCGAGCAAACUCCAGCGAACAGCGCGAAGCUACUUAAUCAGAGUCUGAUCCAGCAACCUGUAGCUGCAAAUGCCGCCAAUGGAGGAGGAGGCAUUGAUAAUAGUAUAAAUUCAUCAUUGGUAUCAGCAGCUGCAUUAAAAAGUGAGAGAAUCCCAGUUUUAGAAGUGGGCGUUGGUAGUGCAGGUCCCCUUCUUCCAACUGUGCAUCAAAAGUCAACAGUAACCCAAGGCCCUGCGUCCGUUCAAAUGAAGACACCAUCAAUGCCAGCGGUCCCGGCAACAGUUAGCGCUACUACAGUGCCUGGCACAAUAAAUUUUCAGCCACAGAUUUCCAUUGUUAGCAGCACUGCAGCAGCGGGUGGAAGUGGAAACGUAGGCAGCAGCGGUGGCUUAUUGUCAAAAGUUCGACACAGCCCUUCUAGUUCUUCUUCGAAGAUAGGAGGAUCUUCCUCAUUGUCAUCAGAUACAAAUGUUGCAGUGCGUGUAGGUAGUUCGGUUACACCUAGCGGUAUUGUUCUCACAUCACAGACAACGAGCAGCGGUGGACUACGCAUUAUUCCUGGAGUGGGAGUUAACACAUCAGCACCAACUGUGGUUGGUGCGCAAUCUUUGCGCAUAGCUACCACUAGUAGCAGUAUCAACAGCACAACUGCUACAAUAAUAAAAUCAACAACACAAUCUAACGCUUGUGGUACUGGAGCAGCUGUAGCUGGAUCUGGUACAACCACAUCGAUUGGCGGAAAACAAUAUUUUAUACAAAAACCAAUUACACUUGCGUCAAAUGUUCAGUUACAAUUCUUAAAGACAAGCAGCGGUGGCAUGACGGUUCAGACAUUGCCAAAGGUUAAUUUUAAUCUAGCAAAGUCCACACCAUCUACUACACAGGCAAUAUCAAUUUGUAGUCAGCAGCUUUCCUCCGGAGCAGGAGCUCAUAUUCAGCUAAAGACAACGACUACGACAGCAACUACAACACCAUCACCAAGCGGAGCUAGUGUAGGGCUUUCCCAACAACAACAGGAGCAACAAGCGCAGCAGAAGCCGCCCCUUGUAUCUGGUAAUGUGCUAAAACUUGUGUCACCUCAUGCCGUAUCCGGAGGAAAGUUAAUUAUGAAAAACUCAAACAUUCUGCAAAUGGGCAAAGUGACACCGAAUGUAAUGGGGGGCAAGCCAGCUUUUGUCAUAACAAACAAACAAGGCACUCAGAUAGGCAAUCACCAGAUUAUCAUUGUUACCACUGGCGCUACACUGCGCACUGUACCAGCAGGCACCGUUAUGAGCAGCGCAGGGGGAGGCUCCUCCAGAGGCGGCGCCAACAUUGUGAGCAUUGUAGGUUCGACUGGCACGACGACCACAACAGCAAUAGCCCAAGGUGCGACCCGAACAAUUAUUUCGGGCCAGAAUAAUGUAAAGAUGGUUCGCAAUGUGGGGGGCACGUCCACUGGGAGGCCCAUUACCCUCACUAUACCUACUUCCACGACAACAACGGCAGGCGGCACCAGCCAAAAGCUUGCAACCACAUCGCUACAGCAGCAGCAAAAGACAGCUGUUUAUAUUAGCGGCAAGCCGGUGACUGUAAUGAGUGGCUCUGCGAGUGGUGGUACUGGGUCGACGGUAGGGAAUAAGCUAGUCAUGUUACCUGGAUCAACGGCAGCAAGAAAGGGGUUCGUUAACAUCUUUAAUGCUGGAGGUGCUAGUGGUGUUACUGCUACUUCAAAUCAGCGCACAUUAACAUUAACUGCGAGAAGUGGUCCGCCUACAGUAAAAACAACUAUUCAACAACAACAGUAUAAGGAGAAAGACAAUGCUGUUGAAGCGUCUGUCCCGAUUGCUACAAUGACUGACUCAACAUAUGUCACUGCCGAUCCAAUGGAUGAUAUUAUUGAACAACUGGAUGGUGCUGGUGACUUGCUAAAGCCUCAAAAAAAUGAUUGUAAACAAGCUGAAGAUAUGGAUACUGAUGAAGAUUUUGAUGCUGAUAUUGAUAGUAAAGUCGUCGCUGCUUCAUCAACAGCAGCUGCGGCUGGACUAGUACAAUUGGGUAUGGAGAAUAUAGACGCGUCUAUAAAUAUUAGAUCAAAUCGAGUGGACGAUGUAUCUGGAGUUAGCAGUACUACGGAUGUGAAUUCUGAUGGACUCCUUGGAGCUAUUGCCGAAAAUAAACCUUUAAAUCCCAAUUUCGCUAUGUCAAUAACUGCUUUUAACAGAAAUAAGGGGACAGAGAGUAAUCAGCCGACAACGUCAGAGACAGAGGCAGCCAACAUUUUGACAACAAUAAAAUCUGGUGAUAUUCUGAGCGCUGGAAACAAUCUCACAGCAAUAUCAACGACUAGUGACACCGAUGGGGAUCAUCCGAAUGAAGGUUCACAAUUGGAUGCUUUAGCGUCUGCAGCUGUGAUGCAAGCGGCCACUGCAACUGCCGGCCACGUCUCUGGUACAGCCCCAGUUGCUUCACUUUCCUCUAUUGGCAAUGCUUCUAUUCCAAUAGUUAAUGAUAACGAUAAAUGGCACACAGUGGGCAUAUUUAAGGAACUUUCUCACACAGUCACCAGCUAUAUAGAUUACAAUUAUUUCAAGGAGCCACAUCUCAUUAGUUUUGAUGCCGACAAUUUGCCAGAUUUAUCUCAAUAUCCGCGCAUUAGCUUAGAUCCAGGCACAGCUUAUCGGUUUCGCUUAGCUGCACUCAAUACAUGCGGACUAGGAGACUGGGGCGAGAUAUCCAGUUUUAAAACCUGCUUGCCUGGCUUUCCCGGCGCACCGUCGGCUAUAAAAAUAUCAAAAGAUGUUAAGGAAGGUGCACAUUUAACAUGGGAGCCGCCUCCUGCUCAGAAAACUAAGGAAAUAAUUGAGUAUUCUGUGUAUCUAGCCGUUAAGCCAACAGCUAAAGACAAGGUAGCCUCGCCACAGCUGGCUUUCGUACGUGUAUAUGUAGGAGCGGCAAACCAAUGCACUGUGCCGAAUGCGUCGCUCUCUAAUGCACACGUCGAUUGCUCCAACAAGCCGGCAAUUAUAUUUCGCAUUGCAGCACGCAAUCAGAAGGGCUACGGACCAGCAACCCAAGUCAGGUGGCUUCAAGAUCCGACUACAACAAAGAUGCAAGGCGCUGCUAAUGUGAACAGCGUGAAGCGCUCCCAUGAACAAAUCUUAGGAUCAUCACCCGGCGGUGGUGGUGGCAGCUACAGCUCGCCACAAAAACGUGGUCGAAGUUCUGGUUUGCAGGCCAGCGAGUAACUAACAAAGUUCAAUUGCUUGCGUUAGUAAAUGAAUGUAAACGUUAAUAAAUUGCAUAAACUUAAGUUCAAA